This is a messenger RNA of Cuscuta epithymum, 3179 nucleotides long. The record is from the annotation of a GenBank genome assembly. Lineage: Eukaryota; Viridiplantae; Streptophyta; Magnoliopsida; Solanales; Convolvulaceae.
AAUAUGCGCGGUCUAUCUUAAACCCGCGGCAUCACGAACGCUGAUGCCACUGAAACAGUGAAACUGCUCACUGAUCUCUGAAAGUUCAGCUUCUCCAUUUUAGCACUCUCUCGCAAUGUACAGAGCUGCAUUCUCCAUUGCUUCAGCCUUCAGGUCAUCUUGUUCAAGAAAACAGAUAGUUAGCAGGGUUAUAUCCAGCAUUCCAGCAGAAAUUAUGCUGCCAAGGAUAUCAGUUUUGGAACAAAGGCUCGAAUGGCCAUGUUACAAGGUGUUAAUGAGCUUGCAGAAGCUGUGAAGGUUACGAUGGGACCUAAGGGCCGUAAUGUGAUUAUUGAGAGCAGUGGGGGAAAACCAAAGGUGACAAAGGAUGGUGUCACAGUAGCCAAAAGUAUUAACUUUAAGGAAAAGGCAAAUAAUGUUGGUGCAGAACUUGUGAAGCAGGUUGCUAAUGCUACUAAUUCUGUUGCUGGAGAUGGUACCACUUGUGCUACUGUGCUAACUCAGUCGAUAUACACUGAAGGCUGUAAAGCAGUAGCUGACUAGCUGCUGGUGUUAAUGUAAUGGACUUGCGUAUUGGAAUUAAUAUGGCUGUUGAUGCUGUAAUUGCUGACCUGAAGAGCAGAGCGGUUAUUAUUACCACCCCUGAAGAGAUUUCACAGGUUGCAACUAUAUCUGCAAAUGGCGAGAGGGAAAUAGGAGAACUAAUAGCACAGGCAAUGGAGAAAGUAGGCAAGGAUGGAGUCAUUACUGUUGCUGACGGGAAUACCAUGGAUAAUGAGUUGGAAGUCGUGGAAGGGAUGAAGCUUUCUCGUGGUUAUAUAUCCCCUUAUUUUGUCACGAAUGUGAAGGCUCAGAAAUGUGAACUGGAAAACCCUUUGAUCCUUAUUCAUGAGAAAAAGAUCUCUGACCUGUACUCUGUUAUGAAAGUGUUGGAGAAGGCUGUGGAGAAUAGAAGAGCAUUGCUGAUUGUUGCUGAAGAUCUGGAGAGCGAUGCUUUAACAAUGUUAAUUCUCAACAAACAUAAAGCAGGGGUUAAGGUUUGUGCAAUCAAAUCUCCUGGUUUUGGGGAUAACAGAAGAGCCAACGUGGAGGACCUUGCAAUACUUACUGGAGGGCAGGUUAUUAGUGAGGAGCGAGGCUUAACCCUUGACAAAGUUACACUUGAUAUGCUUGGAACUGCAAAAAAGGUCACAGUGUAUGUUGAUGACACAAUAGUGUUACAUGGAGGUGGGGACAAGAAGCUAAUUGAAGAAAGAUGCGAGGAGCUACGGGCUGCCAUGAAUAAGCGUGGUCCCAUGUUUGAUAAAGAGAAAGCACAUGAGCGAUUGUCUAAGCUAUCUGGUGGUGUUGCUGUUUUUAAGGUAGGAGGAGUAAGUGAGGCUGAAGUUGGAGAUAGGAAGGACAGGGUUACAGAUGCUUUGAAUGCAACCAAGGCUGCUGUGGAAGAGGGAAUUGUUGCUGGUGGUGGCGCUGCGCUCUUACAUGCAACAAGGGUUCUGAAAAAACUUGAGACUGCAAACGAAAGUCAAAGAAGAGGAGUUCAGAUAAUUGAAAACGCUCUUAGGGCACCUGCUUUCACAAUAGCUUCAAAUGCUGGUGUAGAUGGUUCUUUGGUUGUUGGCAAGCUUUUGGAACAGGACAACCUUAAUUUUGGAUAUGAUGCAGUCAAAGAUCAAUAUGUGGACAUGGUAAAUGAAGGAAUUAUGGAUCCUCUCCAGGGAUGGAUUUAGGGGGGGGCGCGGGGGGGGGGGGGGGGGGGGGGGGGGCGACUGCCCCCCUUGGACUUUGAAAAAUUUCUACCAUAGUACCAUAUAUAUAAUAUUUUCAUAAAACUUUCAUAAUUUAAUUAGAUUCGCCCCCCUUAGUUUUUAAUUUUCAAAAUUAAUAUAUAGUCUUACAUAAUGUAAUACUUAAUUGGAUAUUUAAAAGAAAGAACAUCUAAUAUAAUUUACAUAACUCGUUGUUUAAGAUUUAGGAUACUUAUUAUAUAAGAAUUCCUAUUUUUGUAAUGUGUAAUUAUCUUUAUUAGAUAACAAGUACUCAAUUUUGUAAAAUAUAUAUCAAACAAUAUUAAAUACCAGACACACUAAUUACACAGUUUUUAGAUCACGUGAAAUGAAUCCAAAAUAUAAAUAUUAUUGACAUUAAAUUACAUAAUUCAUUUACUUCUUGCUUUCUAAAAAUAAUUUAUUGCAUAGAUAAUAAAAUUUAAAUUAUUAUAGCAUUACUACAAAUAUUAAAAUAUAAUAUGCACCAUAUAGUGUGUGUAUGUGGUGCAUAUUAUUCUAAAAAUAAUAAUCUCAUACAUACUACUAUUGUAAUAUUAAGAAAACUUCUCAUGAGUCAUGACUCACGAACACCCUCCUUGAUGGACAAAAAUUACAAUUCAAUAACCGAUUCAUAAGAUUAAACAAUAUAGAAGUUAUUAAAAAUGUAUUGGUUGAUGUAUUUGUCAUUGUCUAAAUUUAGAAUGUAAUAGAUUUAUAUGUCGUUGGGGGAUAUAUAUGUAUUAAUGUCAUUUUUUUAAUAAAAAUAGCCGCAUAGCCCUACAGUAGUGAAAAAAUUUUGCCCCGCUACACUAGGGGAAAAAAUUUCGUCUCACUACACUAACGAAAAAAAAUUUCACUCCCUACACUAACGAAAAAUUUCGCCCUCCUUGACCCAAAAUCCUGGAUCCGUCCCUGAUCCUCUCAAAGUGAUUAGAACAGCGUUGGAGGAUUCCGCCAGUGUCUCACUACUACUGACCACAACCGAUGCAGCUAUUGUAGACCAUCAAGGAGAGAAAAUCCCCUUUGCUAAGCGCAGGCCAAACAUCAGAUAUUAAGUUACUAUUGUCAUUAACUACACCAUAUCAUUGAGCUCUUACUAAUUUUAUUUAUUGUGGGAAGUGAAAGAUGUAAUAAAGCAAAAUGAUUCAUCAUGAGUCAUUCAGAAACAAUUUCUCUACGCUUUACUACAAGGCUAAGGUUAUGUACAUUCAACAUCUCCUUCAGUGCCGAGUUUUGCAGCACUGGGGUAAUGUUGUUGUUGGGAAGUGAAAGAUGUAAAUCUGUAGAGGUUGUCCCAACGACGCUUCUAGUGGCCUUAAGGUGACACUUUUAGUUGUGAGACUUCAUAUGAGUGUAAUACUUAACCUUAAAUGUUAAAAAAAGCGCUUAAGAAAAAUAGUGGCAUUUGCA